This is a messenger RNA of Coturnix japonica (Japanese quail), 3600 nucleotides long. RefSeq names its product AKT serine/threonine kinase 1 (gene AKT1). The record is from RefSeq and is a predicted model, not a curated record. NCBI's taxonomy places the organism in Eukaryota, Metazoa, Chordata, Aves, Galliformes, Phasianidae. Gene Ontology annotation, biological process: protein phosphorylation. Gene Ontology annotation, molecular function: protein serine/threonine kinase activity; ATP binding.
GGAGCGACGGCGGUAGGACCCGGAGGAUGUGAGAGAGAGCGUGUGGGACGAGCCCGGCUCCGGCUGCGGGGAGCUCGGCCCUGCGGCUCCGGGGGUGCUGCUGAGCGAGAGGCAGCCUCCUCCUCUCGGCCAGAGGCAGGAGCGAGGCGGAGCGGCGGGGAAGGCAGAGCCGGCAGCCCGUGUGAGCCCCAUGGGCCGAGCGCCUGCGAGAAGGGGAGGAGGAGCCGGCCCGCCGCCCGCCGCCCGGGGAUGGUGAGGAGGCGGCGGCUGCCGUGAGCCCAGUUAGGCCUUCGCUCGGCGCCCGCCCGCCAGGCUCUCCCUUCCUCCGCUCGCUCGCUCCCCCCUUCCCUCCCCUUCCCCUGCCUCUUUCCCCUGCCGCCGCCGCCGCCGCCCUCCCAUCACCUCCACCCUGGGCUCCCGGAGCCAUAAGUAGCCGAGAAGGAGAAAGACAAGAAACAAACCAUCCCUUUUGUGGAUCCUUCUGCUGGAGUUCAGGAAUUUCAACAGUGAUCUUUUGACACGAACCGAUCUACCAAGAGACAUUCCCGCCAUUAUGAAUGAAGUAGCGAUAGUGAAGGAAGGAUGGCUCCACAAACGAGGAGAAUAUAUCAAAACAUGGAGGCCACGAUAUUUUCUUCUAAAGAACGACGGGACGUUCAUUGGCUACAAGGAACGACCACAAGAUGUUGACCAACGAGAAUCGCCUUUAAAUAACUUCUCAGUAGCUCAGUGCCAGCUGAUGAAGACAGAACGACCUAAACCAAACACAUUUAUCAUUCGAUGCCUCCAGUGGACCACAGUAAUUGAAAGAACAUUUCAUGUGGAGACUCCAGAGGAGCGGGAAGAAUGGACAAAAGCCAUCCAAACUGUGGCAGACAGCCUCAAGAAACAGGAGGAAGAGAUGAUGGAUUUUAGAUCUGGUUCUCCUAGUGAUAAUUCAGGUGCUGAAGAAAUGGAAGUUUCUAUGACAAAGCCAAAACACAAAGUGACCAUGAAUGAAUUCGAAUACCUUAAGCUACUGGGAAAAGGCACUUUUGGAAAGGUCAUUUUAGUUAAAGAAAAAGCAACCGGACGGUAUUAUGCUAUGAAAAUUCUGAAGAAGGAAGUUAUUGUAGCAAAGGAUGAAGUAGCUCACACGCUGACAGAAAACCGUGUUCUACAAAACUCACGGCAUCCAUUCUUAACAGCUUUAAAGUAUUCCUUUCAGACACAUGAUCGCUUGUGUUUUGUCAUGGAGUAUGCUAAUGGAGGGGAGUUGUUUUUCCAUCUGUCGAGAGAGCGCGUAUUUUCUGAAGACCGGGCACGUUUUUAUGGAGCUGAGAUUGUUUCAGCGCUGGAUUACCUGCAUUCAGAGAAGAAUGUGGUUUACAGAGAUUUGAAGCUGGAAAAUCUGAUGCUGGAUAAAGAUGGACACAUAAAAAUUACAGACUUUGGACUGUGUAAAGAAGGCAUAAAAGAUGGAGCAACAAUGAAGACUUUCUGUGGCACUCCAGAGUAUCUCGCACCAGAGGUGCUGGAAGAUAAUGACUAUGGUCGUGCAGUGGACUGGUGGGGAUUAGGAGUUGUAAUGUAUGAAAUGAUGUGUGGCCGGCUCCCUUUCUACAAUCAGGACCAUGAAAAGCUCUUUGAACUCAUCCUUAUGGAAGAGAUUAGAUUUCCACGCACUUUGUCACCUGAAGCAAAAUCUCUCUUGUCAGGCUUGCUGAAGAAAGAUCCUAAGCAGAGGUUAGGAGGCGGUCCUGAUGAUGCCAAGGAGAUUAUGCAACACAAAUUCUUUGCUGGCAUUGUUUGGCAAGAUGUAUACGAGAAAAAGCUUGUACCUCCGUUUAAGCCACAAGUUACAUCGGAAACAGAUACCAGGUAUUUUGAUGAAGAAUUUACAGCACAGACUAUUACAAUCACUCCUCCUGACCAAGAUGACAGCAUGGAUUGUGUAGACAAUGAGAGAAGACCUCAUUUUCCUCAGUUCUCCUAUUCAGCCAGUGGAACCGCUUAAUGUUUUGCAGUGUUUUCCCACUCAGAAACAAAACAGACUGCAUUUUGGGGACCUUACUUCAAUGGACACUAGAGAACUUUCUAUAUUAUCUGAAUUACAAACUGUGUUUGUAUUACGAUUUAGAUGAAUUUGUAGGAAGCCUCACAGAUUCUGUAUUUAAAACAAUUCUUUGAUGCAUUUUUGAGAAGGAAAACAAAUCCAUUCGUAAAGUAUUACGUCAAGGCUCUUAUGCUGAACGACCGUAGGUUUGUAAGAAUAUGCACCAAAACUGUUUACUUUAGAAUGAAUUAAGGUAUUCAACAUAUCAGCAACUCUGACCAGAAAAUCCCCUCGUUUUAUUUAUUUCAUACAGUUCAUUGUCUAAAUAUAGAAUCUGCACUCUGAACAAUUAGAUUUAUAUAGGAAGAUAUAAGACUUUAGUAGUUAGUGCAAUAAUAGAAGCAACAAAGUGAACAAACUCUGGAGGAAUUAAGGUUCAAACUCAUUUUGGACAGCAGUCGAAGUGUCAUCCAGCUCCAGAAAACCAACUAUAGGAACAGCAUUAAUGGCCUCAGUGAGGUAAAUCAAAAAGCAAAAGUUAUUUUUGUUAUAACAUCUGCUACAAGACAUUACAUAUCAAACCGAACCCAGUGGAAUCUGGUCCAUUGCUGCGUAGUACAGAUGAGUAUUCCAGUCAGGACAGCGCAUUUAAUUAUUCCAUCUGUGUAGUUUAGGAAUACUCCAUAGGAUUGGCUUCUCAGAACAAAGCAAAUGCUUCAUUUACCAAUUAAUAUGAACUGCAACAACACAGAAUCACCCGCUUUCACCACUGUAUACAAAUACCGUACAGGUCUACGUGAGAAACCAUCUGACCGAGCGAGUUGCCCAGGCAGACGUCCAUUUUGGCACUGAAGUAAUGACUUGUUGCCGCUUUUUUUUGUCGUUGUUAUGAAAAGAUAUAUGAAUAUAUAUAAACACUUAAUGAUUUUUUUCUUUUGCAUCAUGCCAGAUCAUUUCCUCUUUCUUGAGUGUGCAUUAAAGGUAUCAGCUGACAGUUCACGGUGCCUUCUCACUCUUGAAGAUUCACUUUAACAGUGUUUCCCAUGUAUAAGGAAAAAAACAAAACCCAGGUUGGAACUUCACUCAUGUUGGAAUAAUAAUGGUGUUCAAAAAGUGAAUUCUUUUUUUGUUUGUUUGUUUUUCAUUUUUUUUAACCAUAGUGGAAACCCCCCGCGCCCUACUUUUGUUGUAUCCGUUCCUUUGUAAUUUCCAUCCAAGCAAUCUUAUUCUGUCUCUCCUGCGAAUGAAUUUAUUCCAUUGUAGGUUGCAUUCUCUUAAAUUGCUUUCUCAGUUGUUGUUUGGUUGUGUUGGUUUAUUUUUUGUUGUUCUCUUGACUGUAUAAAAGCCGAUGCCGUGUACCACCGUUCAGUAGCAUUUGAUUUUUUGUUUGGAAAGGCGUAUAUUCUGAACCCCUUUGCUUCCCCUUUCCAUCAGAGCCUGCUGUGUUUGCACAGAGAACAGUCAUCGUUUUUUUUUUUUUUUAACAAUGUUCAACUCUAGUAUUUUUACUUAUGAUAUGGAAGUUUCCCUCCAGAUACUUCAAUAAAACUUGCUUUAACACGUUA